AGGUUAGAGCUUCAAAUAUGAUAGCAUGUAAUGGAGAUUUUGUUUUAUGUAAAUUUUGGGUGUUUUAUAAAUCAUGAUUCUUGAUUCAAAGCUAUGUUAUAGUUGGUUGAGUAGAUCUUCUCUAUGUUUUGAUUAAUUGGUACUAUAAGAUCUUGGAGUCAGAGAUUUUGAUAAUUGAUAGCAUCUCUUUUCUUGUUGAUCACAGAUUAAGAAAAGUAGGUUAGGAGUUUUUAUCAAUUGGGUUCUUAUUUCUCUUUUCAUACAUUCAUAAGCCAUGGUAUAUUGUACUUGAUUAUUGAGUUUGAGAAGUGAAGAAGAAAAAAGAUAGAAACUUUUCUGUUGUAUAAUCUAAUGGCUUCAUCUGGUUUCCUUUUGAUUUGUAUGCUUCACUCUUUGGUAGCUUUAACUUGUGGGGCUUUGAUGAUGUUUUAUACAAAUGAGAUUUCUGUAUUUGGCCAUGGCAUUGAGGUAGCUACUAAGCUUAAAGGAUCAACACUACAUGACCAACUCUUGAUCCAAACCUCUGAUUCCUUUUCUGGGUUGCUCUUGUUUGCUAUUGGUUUUUUGUUAUUUAUGGUGGCAUUUAUCAAGGAUAGAGAAUUCCAAAGUUUCUUUGCCAAAGGUUGUGUAUUGCUUCAUGUUUCAAUGGCCAUUUGGAGAAUCUACUUUGAGAGGAAGCUUGAAGAUCUGGCUCAUGAUUUGCCUAGACUGGUUGUGGGUGAUAUUGUAUUGGGUCUUUCUUGGGUUUUCUUCCUUGUUUACUCAUGGAGAGAGAAGUAUGAUUAGCUACAACAGUGAAAUUGUGGUGUCAUGACAAGACCUUAUAGAACUUGAUCAUGCUUUGGGGACUUUUCUUGAAUAACAUUUUUCAGCCUAAAUUGUUGCAGAAAUAUGGGUUUUUUACCAUGUGGAUUAUUUGGCUUUUGUGGUGGAGAUUGCAGUCUGUGUAUGGAACUAAAGAAAAUUGGAGGUAAAGCAUGGAUUUGUCCAAAAUCUUGCUUAGGAUCUUGAAAAUGCUUGAAAGUGGAGAUGCGAUUUGCUGUUGGCAUAUUUACUUCUGCUGAAUUCUAGGUUUCAUGCUCUUCAACUUCCUUGUAAAUGGAUCCAACUUGUGCAUAUUUCAUGAUUGACAGAUGAGAAUUGCAGAAAUGUACUUGUAUGUUUCCAGCCAAUCUUGCUUUGUUAUUUUUUUCAAAGAACCUUUUGUUUUGCUGCAUUUCAAUCUGUUUCAAUGGUAUUUUCUCUAAUUAGAUUA
Molecule: messenger RNA, 1255 nt
Organism: Ricinus communis (castor bean)
Lineage: Eukaryota; Viridiplantae; Streptophyta; Magnoliopsida; Malpighiales; Euphorbiaceae
Exons: 1
Coding region: 352-786 (144 amino acids)
Source: RefSeq, a predicted model, not a curated record